AUGGGUCAGAAGCAUUCCUCUCAAGGAAAUCGCGCAACCCAGUCCUCAGUCGAAGACGUUUCAUCGGCUCGCGGAGAUCGAAAAUCACAUCAGGAAAUCACACUUCCUGUCAAAAAUCGUGAACAGAAAUACCUAUUCUUCUUCGAUAUGUUCUCAUGUCUUUAUCUACCAGAAGUGGUCAUUCAGUAUGGAUGUCCCACUAAACAGGUAUGCGUGAGUAGCUGUCCGAACUACACAUGGAAAGCCUCAGAAGGAGAUUCUUUUGAAUCACGAUCCAAAAUGAUCUGCGAGGGUGGAGUCUCCGGCAAUUUUGAGGCUUACAAGUUAAAAUCAGUCAGUGAUUUAAUCCAGAGUGGAAUCUGCGCUCCGGAAGUUUUGCCCACAGAAGCAAUGUUCAGGCGCUGUGUGCAGCUUGACAUUGUGCCGGCAAUUGAUCAACUCAAUCGGCGGACACUGGCUAAUCCUGAGGCGGAGAGGCCGCUACUGAGUUGUUGUGACCUGCCAUGCAUGUGUGGGAGAUCCGACCCUGUUGAGCUCUCAACCCGAAUAGCCAUAAACAUGGACUUCGGUGCGGAGCCUUGGCUUGUCAACAAGUCAAAAUGUAUUCUCCUGGCAGCAAUAGCCUCCUUCCUGUGGAUUUUUUUCAUGAGGAUGUGCACCUGCGCUAUGGUCGUCUUCACCCUUGUUGCUUUCGUCAGCAUUUUUGGUCUUGGAGUAACAAUGAGUUCCUUACUUCGGGCUCCUGAAUGCAGAAGUCUUAGUUGUUCGAAGCUGCUUUCAUCGGAUGCUCCGAUUGAGGAUGUUAAUACACUUCCAGGUAUGAUUAUUGAUAUCCGUAUCGUAGCUAUCCAUGCGACGCAAAACCUGGUCCGUCAAAAUCUUGUCGAUAUCCCAACAAUCAAAACUUAUGCCGAGGACAAAAUAGUCCUUUUACCUACUGGCGCUGAGGGUCCUGACAUCCUCGCGGCUACAACUGGACACCGCCUCGACAAUCACUAUUAUAUCGGAAGAAAUGUGGCUUCAGUUUGGCAACUCACCGAUCCAGCGGUACAGAUAAAUGCAAUGAUGCGAUCUCUUCACGGCAAAUCAUUGACUGGAACGUGCCGUAUUACGAAGGAUAGCCUCAACCUACCUGGCCUUGACUGGUUUGACAAGCUGGGUAUAGACCAGGUGCUGAUCAAACCCACCUGCAACCAGACGCGUUCAAGUGGGACACUCCUUGACCCCAGCCAGAAGAGUCUUAUGGUUGUGACUACCCCGAUCCAAUCGAUGACGUCUCAUACCACGUUCUGCGUCACCAAGACGCUACAAGUACUGCGCCAUAUCUGUGGUUGUCGGUAUGGAGUCGUGGAGACGUUAGCUAUGGACAAUGAAACGCGGUUCAUGUCGCAGGAGUUCGUGACUUUUGCUGCCAGCAUGCCGUGUUUUCUUCUAAUGGGCAAGCGUAGCGCAACGGGAUUUUGUUUCUGGCGUUACGUGGAGACCAAAAAGGUUAACGCAAAUUCACCGCCCCUCUUCCUCACCCUCGACAUAACGGUCUACUUUUGCUAUUCCACCACUUGGCUCAUCCUAGGGAUCAUCUCCGGAUUAAUUCUCUUUCUCGUUCUGCUAAUCAUAAUCUUCAUCCGUGAGAAGAUCGUUCUAGCCUAUCGUGUUAUCGGCGAGGCAAGCAAAGCGAUAGGAUACCUGCCGAUGACGCUGUUCUGGCCCAUAAUUCCGUUCAUUCUUAUCUUCGGUACAAUUGCGCUAUGGAUUUUUGUGGACCUUAACCUCCGCUCCAUUGCAGUCAGUGAGGGUGUCAACUAUGCUAAUUCCACAGUUGGCCUGAGGUACAAAAGCCCUGAGGAGUGGACCGCUUGGGCCCUUAACGCUUCCAUGAAGUGUGAUCCCACCGCAAACAACACAGAGGGUCAGAUUUGCCUCUUCGUGAAGCACAUUACAACAGCGUAUACACCCUGGCUACAGGUGUACAACUUCUUCAUGUGCGUCUGGCUCAUAAACUUCUUCAUCGCCAUGGAUCAGAUAACCCUAGCGGGUGCCUUCGCCACCUUCUACUUCAACUCUCAAAGCCAGCGCCGCCGUCAUACCAUAGUGGGCUGCUGCGGCCUUUGGCUACUGUUCGGCACAUGUGUCAGCGCUCUAGUCUACAACACGGGCUCCCUGGCCCUCGGCUCCAUUCUUAUCACCAUCUUCUGGUUUUUGCGUGCAUGUCUUCUCCGUCUUGAGCGACGACUCAAAACUGCCAACAACGAGCUUGCACAAUUCUUUCUCCGAUGUUUCUGCUGCUGUUUAUGGUGCCUAGAAAAAUUCUUGCGUUUUCUCAAUAAGAAUGCAUACAUUAUGAUCGCAAUCUACGGACAUGGGUUCUGCCGCUCUGCGAGGGAUGCAUUCCAGCUCAUUGUGCGAAAUGUAGUCAGAGUCUUCCUUGUUGAAAAGAUAACUGACUAUAUCCUGGUCGUGGGAAAACUGGCUGUUAGUGCAGCUGCAUCUUGCCUUGCCUAUUUUUACCUGGGCGGAGUCAUCCCUGAUAAACUGAACCUUGUGCCAGAGCAAAAUCUCCAACUGAAUUACAUAUUCGUGCCUAUUUUGGUCAUCGCCAUCGCUUCAUAUCUCGUUGCUAAGGCAUUUUUCUCGGUGUACGAGAUGGGUGUGGAUACCAUCUUUAUUUGUGUUUGCGAAGAUCUGGAACGCAACGAUGGAACCGCGGAGAAGCCCUACUUUAUGAACAAAUCGACGAUGAAGAUGCUGAAGAAACCUGACGCUGAAACUAGUCUCUCUUAA
Messenger RNA from Echinococcus granulosus, 2781 nucleotides. RefSeq names its product Choline transporter-like protein 5-A. Gene Ontology annotation, biological process: transmembrane transport. The record is from RefSeq and is a predicted model, not a curated record. Lineage: Eukaryota; Metazoa; Platyhelminthes; Cestoda; Cyclophyllidea; Taeniidae. The transcript has 24 exons. Gene Ontology annotation, cellular component: membrane. The coding region runs from base 1 to 2781 and encodes 926 amino acids. Gene Ontology annotation, molecular function: transmembrane transporter activity.